AUGAUUUCAAGAAAAUUUCUUAACAAAGUAGAUACAUGUGUUAUUGGACAUUGUGGUAGCAAAACAAAGUUAAAUGCAUGUCAAUCUAAAAGAGAUAAUGGUGUUUCAGUUAAUAAAAUUGAAUUUGGAAUAAAAUCAAAAGAAGUUGGUGACCAAAAAACACGAUAUACUAUUAUACCUCCAUUGAGAAAACGAUAUGGAUUCAUUAGAUUAUUCCAACAAAUAAAUACCAAUCAAAAAAAAAUAGAGCUGCAUAAUAUUUCUAUUCAUUUAAAAUUUACUAGUUAUCAUAAUAAAAGCAGACAAAGCAGAAUUAGAAUAUCUUCAAGUAUAGAUAAUGAAACUAACAAAUUACAAUAUACAAAUAUAACUCCAAUGUUGGAUACAAUAAUCUUGAAACUUUUUAUUGUUGAAAUAUGUUUUAAAGAUGCUGCAAAAGAUAAAAAUAUGGCUAUUGGUGAUAUUAUUAUUGAUGCUGCUAAUAUAAAUGAUAUACAAUUUAGAGAAUAUAUUAAUCUAGUAUUAGCUACAGAAAUUGAAAUUCCCUGUGAUGGUUGUGAAUUUCAAGAAUAUAAAGCAAUUUUAUGUUUAAAUUUAAAUAAGUUAAAUGUUUGUAAGUUAGAAAAUAAUGAAAAUGAUACUAUUUUAUUUGAUAAAGGAAAUUAUGCAUUUGUUAUUUUUGUUGAUUAUUUUGAUUGGAUGUAUAAAUUUAAAUUUGAAAGGAUAGUCGAUUUCAAGCUAUUGAAUUGGGCAUGGAAGCCUGAUUUUUCUGGAGGUGAUACAUUGGAUAAUUUAGAGUGUUGUUAUCAAAAAUAUAUAUAUAAACCAAACCUUUUUGAUACUGAUAGUGAAUAUUAUAAUUAUUUGUUAAUAAAUAUUGCAAAACUUAAUUCACAAACAGAAAAUUAUGAUUAUAAAAGACUUAAAGAAAAGAUAAAAAAUACUUUUGAUUUAAAUUUACUAAAAACAGGAGGUCAAAUUGAUAAUAAGAUAGAAAAUUCUUUAACAUUAACUACAACUCAAAAAGAUAAUUUGCAAAAAAAAUGGCUUGAACAAGAACGAAUAGUUCAAAGAUACAACAAUCUACAAGAUAAUAUUAAUGAUGAAACUCAAAUUACUAUUGAUACAAUACUACCAAAUAAUUUAAAAGAACAACUUAAUAAUAUACGUAAAGAACAUUUAUCAUUAUUAUUAUAUAAUCAAAAAUAUAAUGAAUUUGUAGAACAAAUACAUAAUAAAACAGAUUUAGAAAAACUAAAAAAUGAAUGUAUUAGAAAAAUUAAUGAAUCAGAUUUUACAGAAGAUGAUAAACAAAGUCUUCAUGAAAUACAAGAAGAAUAUUGGUAUAGAGAAAUACAACGAAGCAAAAAUUUACUUGAACCUCAAUGUGUUGAAUUAAAUAUUUUAAGAGAUGAAACCUUAAAAAAACUAUCAAACAAAUAUUAUGAUGAGCUAGAAGAAGAGAUACUAAAAAUUGAUUCAGAUACAAUAUUACAAGAUAGAGCAAGAAUAGAUAAUAAAAUUUGA
Messenger RNA from Dentiscutata erythropus, 1527 nucleotides. The record is from the annotation of a GenBank genome assembly. NCBI's taxonomy places the organism in Eukaryota, Fungi, Glomeromycota, Glomeromycetes, Diversisporales, Gigasporaceae.